Messenger RNA from Caenorhabditis auriculariae, 4689 nucleotides. The record is from the annotation of a GenBank genome assembly. Lineage: Eukaryota; Metazoa; Nematoda; Chromadorea; Rhabditida; Rhabditidae.
AUGUCAGGGCUGAGCGAAGCUCAAAUUGAUCCUGAACGGCAUCGAUUUCCUUUUUGCAUUGUUUGGACGCCGAUUCCAUGUUUAACGUCGGUUUUAAAUAAUGAUACCUGGAAGAAUAUUUAUUUUCAGAUGGUUCUUUCCAUUUGUUGGUCAUAUGGGAAUCGCAACAAGCCGGGGAGUUGUUCGCGACUUUGCGGCGAGCAAUUACGUCAGUGUGAGUUGAUUAUUUUGUAAUAAAUAAACUUAUGGAAACAUUAUUCAGGAAGACAAUAUGGGAUUUGGUUGGCCUACAAAGUAUUGGCAGUUGUCUCCAAGUAAAGUCGAGGUAUUUUCUUUGCUUAAUAUUCUUCAAAAUCAAUUUUGUUUCAGGGAGGCGCAGAAGCUUACGAUCGCGCAAUUUGUGAGGCUUCGGACGAAUACAAAUGUCGUACGGUUGGUUUUGAAUCAAUUUUUGGAAAUGUCGUUUCUUCAGAAGAAUAACUUAAACUCAAAGCUUACGAGUUCACUUAGAUUUCUAAACAAAAUUCAAGAUUUAUCUGGGAUAAACCCUUUUUGUCUAAGCUUUCAGAGUAGUUCUGGGACCUCUAACUUUCUCAUAGUUUUUUUCAAAUUUAAAAUAAAAAGUUUAUUUUUUUCUACGAAUAUUUAGUUUUUAUUUAGAAGUUCCAGGUUUCUUACGUUUCAGCGCUUCCUGUUCUACAUAAAAAAAUUUAAAGAAAGUAAUAUUUGAAAGAAAAAAGAUUUACAGCGAAAAUUUUUUGCAGUUUCACUGAGGUUUUUUUUUUGACCCGAAAAGCUGGAUCUUUCAAAAUAAAAUUAUGCGCAAAGAGCUUUAUGUAAGAUUUUCGAACUGGAAUCUGGCCUGUCUUUUUUCUUUCUAAAACCACCAAAAGCACAGCACAACUUGAUUUGCGACAACUGCCAUUCACACGUCGCCAUGGCGUUAAACUUGAUGAAAUACGACGGUUCGAGAAAUUGGAACAUGGUGAACCUCGCUUCCUUCAUCCUGUUCAAAGGAUCUCAUUUGGGGUUUGAAAUAUCCAGUUUUCAUAUUUUAAAAUGUUCUUUCAGAUUGGGUUCGAUCCUUCAACAAUGGCUCCCAUUUUGCCUCUUCAUGUUCAUUUUGAUCUCUAUCUCUUUUUUGACUCUCCAUCGAUGAAAAUUUAUCGAGAAAAAAACCAAUCGAAUUAGGUUUUUUUCGAUUUGUGUUAAAAAAAUUUUUCACGAUUUCCAAAAAGAGCAAAGAUAAUUCAGUAAGGUCUCUGAGGGAAAAAGCCGUUUUCAAGUUUUUUUAAGUUUAAAUAUUGAUAAAUACUUCCAAAGUCUAGUUUGUUUCAAGAUUUCUCCCUCCCCAUUGUUCUUUUUACGAAAAAAAUUGCUCAUUUAUCGAAAUAAAAAAGUUUUUUUUGAUUUCAUCGUCUCACUUUCCCUCGAGAAUAGCUGUAUAUAAUUUUUUUAUUUAAUUUAUAUUUUUGUAAUUUACCAUCACAUGUAUAACUUGUUGUAUAUUUGUCCCGUGUCAUCAAUAAAUAAUUUUUUUUUCAAAUAAUUCUUUUUUCCAUUUAUUUUUCAUGGUCAUGAGAGCCGUGUGGAGUAUUGCUGUCAUUUUUCCGAAAACCUUAUUUUAUUUUGAUUCAGCCAUGGUCCGUUUAUCGUCGGAAGUUCUGUCGGAGGCGCCUCAGUACGUCAACACGCUCAAUCAGCGAGAAUUGAACCUGCGAGGACUCAAAAUUCCGGUCAUUGAGAACAUGGGAAUCACCAGGGUUCGAUCCUUUUCCAUUGCAUAAACGGUUUUCUAGAGCUAGGCCACAUUUUUUCUUUUGAGGCUUGAAAUACCGCUAAGAAAAUAGUUUCACUUAGAAAAUUUUAUGAUUCUUUCGAUAAAUCUCGAAAAACAUCACCUAACGGUUUCCAAUUAGGUAUAUUCAUUGGAAUGUGCGGUUAGAAACAUUCAUUUGUUGUGCCGCUCUGAUCAAAAUUUUCAAAUUCGCUCGAGCCUUGGAAACGUGAAUCGGACGCUUCUGUGCAUUUCUAGUGACCACUGGAGUAGUUUCAGUACUCUUAAGUGAUCCCUGGGAUUUUCCGGAUUUACGGUUCUUGUUACAAAGGUCUGAGCCGUCUCAAAAAAAUAGAAAUAAACGAAAAAAAAUACGGGAUAUUUGAAAUUUUAGGGAUUGAAGAAAACUUUUUUUCUUCAAUUUAAAAUUUAUUUCAUUCGCCUAUUUUCAGUAAAUUUUUAAAAUUUCAGAACUUAUUUAUUUUUCUAUGAAAAUCCUUCAAAUUUUUUUUUCAAAUUCAAAGGUCACGAUUCAGUGUCAUUUUUGUGGUUUUUGAAGAUUUUGAAGAACUUUCUGUUAAUCGAUGAUGAAAAUAAACCUUAUAAAACUUCUUUGAUUCAGGAUCAGUUUGAUUUGGUCGAUUUGUCAGACAACGACAUCAGAAAAGUGGAGAAUUUCCCGUUUCUGAAGCGUCUCGGCACACUUUACCUGCACAACAAUCGCGUCCAGUAAUAUUCUUUUUUUGUGAAGAUUCCUAAUGAAUCGACAAUUUCAGUUAUUUCGCUCCGGAUCUCGGCGAAAAAUUGCCGAACCUGAAGACGAUCGCCCUGACGAACAAUAAUAUUUGCGAGUUGGGAGACAUCGACGCUUUGACCUCCUGCAAAAAUCUCGAAUAUGUCACGUUCGUUUUGAUUUCUUGUUCAAAUAUUCAUCGGGGUGAAUAGUUUUAUGAAAUAGAGAAAUUGUGGACAAAAUUAAUUUUUUUCGAGGAGAAGGUUCUAAAACUGGCUCGAAUUAUUUUUCUGGGGGCCAGAGAAAAAAACGUACAAAAAAUGCUUUAUUUUGAAAGCGAAAUUCGGAAAAAAACGAGUAGUUUUUGAGAAAAAAAUUGUGUUGGGAAGGUAAAAAUAAGUUUAUUGAAUUUUUAGAAAUUACUCAAAGAUUCAUAAUCAAAACUUCCUUUUUUUCUGCUUCUUUCUGCUUCAGCCAUCAGAAUUACCAUUAAAAUCGCUAAUUAACAGGAUUAUUCCUUGUAAUUUUCCUAGAAUUGAAAGAUUUUUUUUAACUUGCCUUGUCGUUUUAGUCAUAUCGUUUGAAAUUUUCAAUUACAGAUAAUUUUCAACUUAUUAAUUAUAGAUUACCCUUUUUUUAUCGAGAAGGUUAAAUUUUUUUAUAUUUUUCAAAUUAUUCUCAUUUUUGGAACGAAAACCCUCACAUCAAAGUAUAACCUCAAAAGAAUCUUUUCAGUUUCAUCGGAAACCCAAUCACACACAAGGAGAACUACCGUCUUUAUGUGAUCUACAAAUUGCCUUCAGUUCGAGUUAUCGAUUUUCGUCGUGUGAAAAUGGCGGUUUGGUUGAUCGAUGGUGAUCGUAAGAAGGCAUGGAUUGUAGGAAAGAAAAGCGGCGAAAGAGAUGUUCAAGGGGAAAUCCGGGAAAAAGGCUCGCGAGGCGAUCCAACGGAGCGCAGUUCCCGUCGACACGGGCAAGGAGAACGACAACGCCGGCCAACAGCUCACGGACCUCGACCGCGCCAAAAUCAAGGUUCGUUCUUCUUGAUCGCCACAAACAGUUCUGCAACUGAAUCAUUCCGUUUAAUUUGUUUUCUUGUGAGUUUUGAAACAUUUUCGAAAAGCUCUAUUGAGACCAAGCACACGUUUUUUAUUCAUUUUUUGCGAUAGAACUGUGAAAACUCAAAGAUAAAAAAAUUAUUCAUGAAAAAUGCAGCCGUUUAUAACUGAUAUUUCAAUGCGAUUCAAGGUCAUGCAUUUUCUUUUUCAUUUAAAAAAGCACGAAUUAAGGGAAAAAAUGAAUUUCUUCUUGGAAAUUUUUUUUUGGCCUUUUUGAACGCUCACGAAAGCUAAAAAUGAGAUCUCAUAAGUUUUUUUAAAAUUUUUUUUUCUAUUUUCCAUUAUAUUUUUUUUCCAACUGGCUCCCAUCCAAACAGCAAAUCACUUUUUCUUCCGAAAAAAUCUUUGUUUUCAUUCAGAUGUCGAUUGUUGUUUCGAAAUUCAUUAAAAUAGCUUCAUUUCUUGAAAUUAUCGUAUUAAAACAUGAAGUUAUUUCAUAUGUUAUUGACCAAAUAAGUGAAUUUUUUUCCAUUGUUUUUUUGAAAUCAAAUAUUCUUAUUGGUACCCCGAAGUCACUUGGCUGCAAAAAAGGACCAAUAAAAACAAAGUUUUUCUAAUGAUCUUUUUUUACAGGAAGCCAUUCAAAAUACGAGUUCUUUGGCCGAGAUCAACUAUUUACAAUCGAUUCUGGCGUCUGGACGAGUUCCAGAAAAGGUAAGCGUUGAAGGGAAAUCUUAUUCAGUAAAAUCUGAAUCUACUUCUUGGAAAAAAACUUUUGGUUUCUACCAUAACCCCGGAAUUCGGCGGAGCCUAUAAAACCAGGUGUUAUGAGUUAGAGGUUGUGUGGAACCUGAGAUAACACAAGGAGCCCCGAGAAACCAAUAGAAAUUUUGUACCAAGAGUUUUUCGAAAUUUCAGAGAAUGUAUUUUUAAAAAAAUAGAGAAAUCCAGAAAAAGUUGUAUUGACAAAUUAAAAAAAUUAUUUUUCAGGGUUGGAACCGACAGCUCGAUCUCGCUCUUGGAUCCGAUGGCGCGAGGUUUUUUUUUCCAUUUUCGAAAACCGUUUUUAAAUCCUAUCUUUUUUUCAGUAACGGCAAUUUCGUCGAGGAAAUGGAAGAAUAA